AUGGAUAAUAGUUUUAUUGAAUUAAUAAAAGAUAUAAAAAAAGAUGACAGUAUUAAGAAUCUAGAAAAGAAUUAUCAGAAAUGUAUUAGUUAUUUGAAAGAACUAGAUAAGAAGAAAUCGAGUGAUAAGUUGUUUUCAAUGAAUUCUGUUAUUAAAGAGAAAUCUUUGAUAUUAUUAAAAUUAUUAUAUUUACAAAUGUUUGGAAAGAAAAUUGAUAAGGAACAUAAUUUUUCUGUGAUUGAAUUAUUGACAUGUAAUAAAUAUUUUUUAAAAAGACGUGGUUUUUUUUUUUUGAAUAAUAUAAGUGAUAAUGAUGAUAUAAUAUUUUUAUGUAUAAAUUUAUUUAAGAAAGAAUUAUAUAAAGAUUCAAUAAGUUCAUCAGAAUAUAAUUCAAAAGGUAUAGUAUUAAGUUCUUUAUCGAAUAUAGGUGCAAAGUUGAUAAAAGAAAAUAUUAAUAUCUUUAAUAAUAAUACAAACAAUAGUAACAAUAUUAACAGUAUGAAUAGUUUUCAUGGUAAUAAUUUCUUUGAAUCAUCAAACGAUGGAAAUAAAAAAAAUAAUUUGACAUCCAUACUUCAAGUCAUAAAUAAAAACAAUGAUGAAAAAAUUUUUAAUACAUUUUUAAUUUUAAAUAGUAUAAGUAAUAUAUGUACUGAUAUUAUGAGUUGUAAUUUAUACAAUGAUAUAUUCUUUCUAUUAAAUAAUUCAAAUGUAUAUAUUAGAAAGAAAACUAUUUUAUGUUUUUAUAAAUUAGUAGUAUCAAAUUUAAGUAUUUUAAAUACAUUUUUUGAUAUAAUAAAAAAAAAUUUUAUCGCACUUUAUAAUAAUGAAAAUCCAUCUUAUGAAAAAUUACCAUAUGAUCAAGUCGACUAUACAUUUAGAAAUAAUACUUGUUUGUGUUGUUUAAUAAUUAAUGUGCUCGCAGAGAUAUUUUCAUAUCUUGAGAGAAGACAAAGGACAUAUGACAUUCAACAAGUUAAAGGGGGUGAAUAUAAAGAGGGGGCAUUUAAUUUAUCAACUAAUAAUAAUAAUAAAAAAAAAAACCAACAAGUUAAUAUAAUACCCACCGAAAAUGAUAAUAAUAUAAAAAAUAAUAGUGAUAAUAAUAAAAAUAAUAAUAGUGAUAAUAAUAAAAAUAAUAAUAGUGAUAAUAAUAAUAUAAAAAAUAAUAGUGAUAAUAAUAAUAUAAAAAAUAAUAGUGAUAAUAAUAAUAUAAAAAAUAAUAGUGAUAAUAAUAAUAAUAAUAACCAUUGUGAUUAUAACCAUUGUGAUGAUAAUUAUAAUAAUUCUACAGAUGAACAUGCCAUUUCUAAUUAUUUAAAGAAAUUUUUAUCCUUCGUUCCUUUUAUUUAUAAUUUAUUAAAUGAAAGACUAAGUAUUAUAGAUAACUGGAAAAUAAUUAAAUUUAUUAAAUUUAUUAAUAAAUUAGUCAAGUAUGAAUACAGAAUAUAUAAAAAAUUCCUACCAAUAAUUAUUCAUAUUUUCUUUACAAAUAAAGCUAAGAGUGUUAUAUUUGAAUGUUAUAAUUUUAUACUUUUUAAUUAUAAAAAAAAUUAUAAUGUUCAUAUGCCUAAUGUAGAUAGUUAUAUUAAUAUGUCUUUAUCAUCUCAAAAUAUGGACACGUCAAAUAAUAUGAACAUUCAUGAUAAUAGUGAUAUAUUUAAUAAUACAUAUAAUAAUAAUAAUAAUAAUAUUCUUAUAAAUGACAAUCGUGAUAGUGACAAUCACGAUAGUGACAAUCACAAUAGUGAUCAUCAUAAUAUACUACCAAACAGUAGUCAUAAUAAAAAGAUGAAUAACAAUUCAGAAGAAUUUUUAUUAUCACAAGAAAAUAUAAAUACACACAAUAUUGAAGAAAAUAAUAACAAAAAAAAAAAUAAUGUUGAUGAUACACCCUUUGAUAAAUUUUUAUUUUAUUGUUUUAAACAAUUAUUAUCUUCUUUUUUUACUGAUGAUAGAAAUAUUGUUUAUAUGACAACCAAUUUAUAUAAAUAUCUUUUUAUUAUUCCAGAUAUAUAUGAAUAUUUUAUACGUUAUAAUCUCUUGAAUGAAUUUUCAAGAAAUAUAUUAAAAAAUUUUUAUCACAAAGAUAUAACUAUUAGAAAAAAGUUAUUGUAUAUAUUAUAUUAUUUAAUAAAUGAACAAAAUUUCCAGCAAAUUGUAUAUAGCAUAUUAAUAUAUUUAUAUAAUCACAACAAUAAUUAUAUUGAUAGUGAUCAUAAUGUCAAAGUCAAACCAUUUGAUUAUGUCGAUGAAUAUAUUCACGUAAUUCUUAAUUAUUGUAUUAAUAAUUUAAAUCAUUUGCCAAACGUCAAUGUUUAUAUUUUUAUAUUAUUUUAUUUAUUAUGUUUAAAAAAUCAUACAAAAGAAAAUGAAAUACUUGAACAAAUACACAAAAUAAAUAAACAAUUAAACAUAACACACAUGACAACCAAUUUUUUAAGUUGUAUUUUUAUUAUAACAUAUGCAUUAGGAUUUAUAAAGGAUACUAUGCAAAGAAAUGAUGAUAUAUAUGUAAAAAAUAAUAAAUUAGAAAUCAAUAAAUUAUUGUUCACAAAAGAUAUAAGAAAUGAUAUUAAUGAUAAUGAUGACCAUCAUCAUAAUAUAAUAAAACAGAAAAAUAUUGAUACAUAUAAUAUUUCUUAUAAUCAUAUACAAAUGCCUAAUACAGUAACAGAUGUUAUAUGUCCUCCUAUACAUAUUAAUAAAGAAAAAGAAAAUUUUAAAAAUAAAUCAUAUUAUGAAAAUGAACAUAAUUAUUAUUUUCUUGAAAUAAUUUCAAACUAUCAAGAUAAGUACGAAUAUAUACUUAUAAACGAUAUUUAUAAUUUAAAAAAAGAAAUAAAAAAUUUCAAUAUAUUAAAUAAAUAUGAUGUAUUUGAAUAUAUUAUUAUUAUUUUAAAAUUAUAUGAUAAAAUAUAUCCUGAUGUGCAUUACAUGCAAGGGGUACUAGACAAAUCAAACAAUGAUGAUCCUUUAUAUCUAAAAAGAAAGAUGAAUGAAGAAUAUCAAAAUGUGCAAGAUAAAUAUGUACAUGUGGAAGAAAAAUAUGUACAUGUGGAAGAAAAAUAUGUACAUGUGGAAUCAAAAUGUGAUGAUAAGAAUAUACAAAUAUAUAAAGAUAAUAAUAUUAAAACAUGUGAAUAUUUUUUAAAAUAUAACAGAUUAGAUCAUAUAAAAAUAGAAUCAUAUGAAUAUAUAAUAUAUUUUAUUACUAUUUAUUUAGAAGAGACAUAUGACAAAAUAAAAGAAUUUAAAGAUAUGAUUUUUUUAAAAAUAUUUUUUUUUACAUUAUAUUUAUUUUUUAUAUCAUUUAAUUCAGCAAAUAUAUUAUGGAAUGUAAUUAAAAUAUUUAUGUUCUUUUUUCAGUUUGAAGAAAAUUAUUCUCUUAUACUUUUUUAUUUUUAUAGAUGUUAUAUACAUGUCAAUUAUUUAAUAGAGAAAAAAAAUGAUGUAUAUAAUUUGGAUAUAUGUAUUUUAAUAAAAAAUAUAUUAUCUUUAUUAUUAAAUACUAAAAAAGAAAAUUAUAAAAACUUUAAUUUUUAUAAUUAUUUUGUUAAUACAAUAUUAUAUUCACAACAAAAUGAAGAAAAUCAUUUUGAUUUAAAUAAACCUUUUAAAUAUGAUGAUUCUUUUUUUUUUAUUAAUACAGAAUUAAAUAAAGGAAAAUCUGAAACGACAAAUAAAAAACAUAAAAAUAUAAAAAAUAAAGAGAAACAAACAAAAAAAAAUAUACAAACUAGUAUAACAAAUGAAUUGCAUAUGUUAAAAAAUAAAUAUAAAGAAUAUAAAGAAAAAUGGAUAAAUACAUUUCCAUUUUAUAUAAUAUAUCAGAAUGAUCAUUUUAAAUUAUAUUUCAAACAUCAAAAAGAUAAUAAUGAAUUAAUUUUAUAUAUACACUUAAAAAAUGAUACUUUUAUACUUUAUAAUUUCAAUUUAUAUACAUCAUUUAAUUUAAUAAAUUAUAAUAUAUUAGACAAACACAAUUCUGAUUAUUCCAAUAUUAAUGAUGAUAUGGAAAAUAAUUUUUAUAAAUAUAAUAUCACCAAUCAAAACAUGGAUACUUAUUCUAAUCAUCAUGUGAAUAAUAAAAAUUAUAUACAAAUAAAAAAUAUAAAUAUGUCUAUUUUUAUAUCUAUAAAAUAUGAUAAUCUUAUGUCAGAUAUAAAAUUCUGUUAUGAGUAUUUUCUUAAUACUGACAAGUUGAAAAAUAAUGGAUUGCUCAUAAUACCGCAUGUAAAAAUGGAUCCUCUAAAUCUAUCGAUGCAAGACUUUAAAAAGAUCAAUAAUAUAAACGCAGUGUUAAGAAAUAUAAACUACCAAAUAACCACAGAGAAAAAUUGCAAUAUUUAUAAACUACUCUUCAGUUAUUUUUUAUUCUUAUCACAAUAUUUGAAUAUAUCUUUUUUAAACAUGAACAAUAUUUUUGUUAAUUUAAAAAAUGAAGUACACAUGAAUGAAUUAAGAAUUAUUUUUUGUAUUUGUAGAAGUGCUGACACAAGCGAAAGCACAAAAAGGCAUAAUAUUAUCCUACUAUUAAAUGUGCAACCUCAGAAAAAAGAAGAAAGUGAUAUGUCUUAUAUUUAUAGUAUUUAUAUAAAAAUGAAAAUUUUAAAUAAUUCACAGGAUGAUAGUAACAAGCUUCUUGAUUAUUUUGAAUUUUAUAUCAAUCAAUUAUUUUUACAAAAAAUUAAAAAUAGCCACUUUUUAUUCUGA
Molecule: messenger RNA, 4716 nt
Organism: Plasmodium gaboni
Lineage: Eukaryota; Apicomplexa; Aconoidasida; Haemosporida; Plasmodiidae
Product: putative AP-3 complex subunit delta
Exons: 3
Coding region: 1-4716 (1571 amino acids)
Biological process (GO): protein targeting to vacuole; Golgi to vacuole transport
Cellular component (GO): AP-3 adaptor complex; endosome membrane
Source: RefSeq, a predicted model, not a curated record